CGGGUUUUGGCAGUUGGGACCUGCCUGUGCCUGAUGCCACCCUGACUUUAAGGAGUAUUUGGGCAGAGGGUAACACAACAGCAUUUGAACUUAUUGUUGUGCACUGUGCUAUAGGUCAUAUUCGAAAGAAAAUAUUGUUCUCUCAUGUAUGUAUUAUUGAUUUAAUUACUUGUGUAAAUCAGUAUUGUUAAAGAGUGUUAUAUGAGUAUUUUUUAGCUGUGCAACUAAAUAUUUCUGCUGGUUUAAUUAUUUUUCAUGGUAUAGUUUGACAUGGGUAAUUAUUUGUCACAAAUUAUUAUUUGAUUAAUGAAAUCACACACUGUAUUAUAGUUACAAGCCCACGAGUGUAUAAAUUUGUUAAGUUCAACUAGAGGCAUGAAUAGUUGAUCGGAGUGUAGCUGUAGGUGACUAUUGCUCAACAAAGUAGCAUUGAGCUAGGUCCUAUUCGUAUGCCAUGUUGUCACUUUCACAUACCAGGUACCUACUUUAGGCUACACAUGUCCAUUUGGACAGUUAGUGAAGCUGCAUACACUACCUAAUUAUCAGAAAGCUUCAAGUUUAAGAAUGAUUUAAAAUCAAAGUUCGUUUUAAAUGUAUGAGAAUCUAAUUUUAGUUUUUUUUUUAUUCAAAGAAUCUACAAUUUAUUUGUUUAGUUUGGAAAUGGAGUUAUUUUAUUUGAAAUCAUACCUGCAUCCUUACUAUUCUCUAUUAUCAUCUCGUGUUCGAUUGAGAAAAAUUAGUAAAUUAUGUAUAUCUAUAUCUAAUAAGCCAGAAGUUUAACUUCUGUUGCGUGUGGACUUCACGGACACAUUUUUUUUGUCUCUUUAUUGUUCCAAUCCACACCAGGAACAUUAAAAUUGUCAAGUAUUACUUACUAUAUUGACUUGAUUACAGGUAAGUUUAACUUCUAGAUUCUCGAAGUAAAAUUUAUAUGUAUUUGUAGUUGUAUGUGAAUGUAAAUAAAUAUUUCCAAGAAAAAAUGAAUGUAUUUGAUAAUGUUUUAUUUCUAACCCACUCAGCUUCAUUUCGGGGGUAAUCUAAGGUGUUAAUAAGUUGAACUGAAGGAUUUUAAUUUUUUUGACAGUCUGUGAAAUAAUGUGAAUUUCAACUAGGGUUAUUAAACCAGGUUUCAGUUAAGCAGAUAUCAUAGUGAGUGUUAUGAUUAUAGAAAAAUUCAAUAGAUUGAUUUUGAAGACUGACGUUUUGAUAAAAGAAUUCCCGCUCCGUGCGGUUAAGUUGCAGUAAAGAAUUUUAAGAUGCUCUUCCAGGCACCUGAGUUGGAAUUGAAGCAGUAUUUAAGACUAAUGGGGGUUUAGGAUUAGCUAUUGAUGAGUGGUCAAGAUUGAGGAAGAAUCAAUCAUUGCUUUAAAUUUUUUCGGUAUGACAUUUGCCUUAAAAGGGGCUUUUUAAUCAUCCGCUGGACGAAAAUACAACGUUGUUGAUUCUAGUAAAAUUUUCUUUUAGGACACAUUUGGAAUGAAACCUAACAAUUGAAUUUGGUCCGGAGUUUAGCUACUUUUACACGGGAUAGAUUAAGCUCAUUGGAAAUGUAUUCAAAAAUUUCUUGUUCUUGAACAGAAUGAUUCAAAUGGGAAAUAAAGAGGUCCUUAGUUUUUUUAAAGCUGGUUUGGCGACCGUUUUCAAGGAGGGAAUGUUUCUAAUGUCCAUUUUCUUCCGUUCUGGAUCACGUUUAUCGUCGGUGAUCACGUUUAUCUUGGACUUCUUUGCACUACCGUGCCCUGGUCUUGGUCAAUAGGCUGGGUGUUGUCGCCACUUUUGAACGUCGGGCUUUUCACGCUUACUCUGCCAAACAUGAUAGAAGUUACAAAAACAUAUGUGUUCAAAUAACCACCUAUUGUAUUUAUAAUAUAUUGGGGAAAUUCCUUAAAUUGGCUAAAGAUAUUUAAGCUUCAAAAACGGGUUAUUAGAAUUAUUUAUAAUCUUAGUAAGACAGAUUCUUGUAGGCCUAUUUUCCUGAAUAACAAACUCUUAACAUUUCCAGCCAUUUAUAUAUAUUCGGUUGUCAUUUAUGUAAUUCAAAAUAUUAAGUAUGUAAAGAAUAAUGAAAUACAUAAUCACUUUACCAGAUCCAUUUAUAAGAAUCACAUUCCUUUUCAUUCAACAAAAAAAUACGAAUUGAACCCUUUUUACAUGGGCCUUAAACUAAUAAAUGUUCUACCGAUAUCCCUGUUAAAUACAGCAUCCCAAUCACAUACCAUAUUUAAACGACAUCUCAAAGAUUACCUACUACGAAUAGCUCCAUACUCUGUUAAUGAAUUCCUCAGUGCAUCUACAUAAAUUGCUGCAUUGUUUUUUAUUAUCAUUUUUUAUUGUAACAUAUAUUAUUGUGUUAUAAUGUAUUUUUUUUAUAUUGUUUUGUUAGUGUAUUAUGAUGUUGUAUUUUAUUUAUAAUGUUACUGACAAAACCUGGACAUAUGUACUGUCAAAUAUAGGACGCUAAUAAAUGAAAUGAAAAAAAUGAAAUUUACAAGAAAAAACUGAGAUAGUUAAGUUGCUUUACUUCUCAAGUUAUACUUUCACUUGGAGAUAAAUAUAAACACAACUGACAGCUGGGUGUGCCACACGAUGUUUACCUAUCCCAUCGUACUUUGCUGUUUUGCUGUUGUUUACACCUACUACGAUUAUGCAGGAUUCAACACGAGCUGAAGUAUCGAUUUAAUCAGAAAUAGAUGUAUAACAAGUAUAUUUUUAAUAGUUAAAGUUUCCGAACGAGUUAAGAAAAUGUUUACAAAUAUGGAGGAUCUUAAUGUUUUCGCAUUGGCGCCUACUGGCGUGAUAAGUGGCAACCUUGUGCGACUGUCGCGUAAAAAAAAAAAAAAAAAAAAAACUGCGUUUUGCUGUUGUUUGGUAUUAACUCGUCUCGACGUUUCGUUGUUGCUGUUUAUGUUUGUGUAAUAAAUAUUAAUAGUAAUUGUAUGCUGUUAUCAUUGGAAUGGGUACGAGGUUUUGCAAGGAAAAUAUUUAUCGUUGCAUGUUUGAGGUGCGAGUGCAUUGCCAGUGAAAAGUGAGUGAAAAUUUUGCGAAGUACGGACACUUUCGAUAAUUCUGAAGUAUAUUUCAGAUGUAUAUAACUGAAAAAAUAAUGGUUCUGUUUCCAAGAAUUUGCGGCAGUUUUUAAACACAAGGUUCCAGAAGGGUUCGGCUGACCAUGAUCUCCAGAAUACAAUCAGAGACAAUUUGUAUUUACGAACCGUUCCUGUCACAACUCGAACUCCCCGCGAAGGGGAAGUCAAUGGUGUUGACUAUACUUUUCUUACCCCAGAGGAAUUUACUGCACUAGAAAAUAGUGGAAACCUUUUGGAGAGUGGAAUUUACGAGGGAAAUCACUAUGGUACUCCAAAGCCAUCUAAGGAACCUCCUGUAUCUCCCCCUCAGAGCUGCAGUGUGAGUUUUAAUCCAGACAUUUUAGGUGUGGCACUGGGUAGCAUAUUUCCUGGUGUCCAUCCAAGCUCUGAGGGGAAGCGCAAACGAAACCGCUCAAAUGUAGAAGCUAUGGCUGCGAAAAAUAUGGAGCCAGAGCUGAUUGGUGGAAACAUCUUGGUGGGAGAUGAUCCUGUUGGAGGAAGCAGGGAAAACAUGCCCACCUCUGCAGCACCUCCAAAUUACUAUCGUGAUGGUGAUGGAAUGGAUUCCUUUCGAUCUGAUCUGGGGCCGCUGCCUCAAAACUGGGAGAAGGCGUUCACUGAGAGAGGAGAAGUUUAUUUUAUUGACCAUAACUCAGGGACAUCACAUUGGCUGGAUCCACGCCUUUCAAAAUUUCAGAAGAAAUCUCUGGAAGAGUGCCUUGAUGAUGAGUUGCCCUAUGGCUGGGAGAAGAUUGAUGACCCUCAUUAUGGCACCUACUACAUAGAUCAUGUUAACAGGAAAACUCAGUAUGAAAAUCCUGUGAUUCAAGCCAAGCAAGCAGCUCAAGAUGGUAGUGGCAGUGUGGCUGAUUCUCAAGCUGGCAAACCUCACGGUAUUCCUGCUUCACGUCCUAGUGCAAAUACUAUUAAUGCAACACAGAAAAGGCCAGUUAGUUUUGAAAAUUCAUAUUUCACACGUAAUCCAAAUGAACUACAAGGGGAGAGAAUCAAGACUACUUUGGUAAAGUCAUCUCGAGGCCUUGGCUUUACAAUUGUUGGUGGAGAUGAUUCUGAAGAAGAAUUUCUCCAGAUAAAAUCAGUUGUUCCAAAUGGUCCUGCCUGGCUUGAUGGAAAAUUGCUAACAGGUGAUGUUCUUGUGCGUGUGAACGAAACAUGUGUUCUUGGUUUUACACAUCACGACAUGGUAAGCGUGUUUCAGUCAAUAGCUCCGGGUGAAACUGUGACGCUGGAAGUUUGUCGAGGUUACCCUCUGCCAUUUGACCCUAACGAUCCAAACACGGAAGUGGUCACGACUGUUGCUGUAAAUGCACCAGAUUCCAGUUCCGUGAAUGCUAGUUCAUUUAAAGACAGAGAGGGCAGCCUUAAAGAUAAUGAUUACAAUUUCAUACAGGAUUUACCACAUGUUCAUAAUGGCUCCGAUGAUGUAGCCUCAAGUUCAGUUAUGUCCAUGCCAGACUUGUGUUCCACUGAGAAGGUCAAGAGCAUACAGCGUCCUAAUAGCACUGAUGUUCUUCUUGGCAAUCCGACCACCAUAGAAGAAUUUGAAUCUUUUGAAAAACCAGAAUUUCUUAGCAUAGGCAUAGUGAAAGGUGCAAUGGGGUUUGGAUUUACGAUAGCAGAUAGUGCGUAUGGUCAGAAAGUGAAAAAAAUAUUAGAUCGGCAGCGAUGUAAAAAUUUAAUGGAAGGCGAUAUUCUUGUGGAUAUAAAUUCUAUAAAUGUACGUAAUAUGUCUCAUGGUGAAGUAGUUCAGGUUUUAAAAGAUUGUGUUCGAAAUCAAGAAGCCACUGUGACUGUGCAAAGAGGGGGCUUAAGUUCUCCGGCAAAGAAUAAGCUUAGAAUGAAAGAAGAUUCAAAUGUCGGGAAGAAAAGUCUAUAUGCAGAUACUGUCACUGGGUUGUACAGAAGUAAAACACCCACUGCUGAACUUUACAGUACACAGCAAAAAGAAGUAAUACCUAAUAGGCCAAAAACACCAUUGGUUGACACAAGGAACCGUCCAAAAACUCCAACGUUAUCUGUCGAUCACAGACCUUGGUCUCCAUCUGCUGGUAGUGAAAGUUCAAAGUUAGAAAUGAAUUCAGAAAUGAAUAAAUGUGAAGAAAAUGGUUUGGAUGAAAACAUUUCCUCUCCAAUUGGUUCCUUUGAUAAUUGCAAGACUAAAUUUCAAUACUCAAACUCUUGUAAACCUGCAGGAACAGAAAGUGCCAUAAGUCCUUUGUCCAGUUUAAGCGAACAUUUAAACUCAACCACACUUCAGAAUAGCGGUUCACUUUGCUCUACAUCCAUCGACUACGCUCGUAGCAGGAGUCCUGCCACUGAUUUGGACUCUGAUAGUCACAAGCAAAGGGAAAUUUGGAAUAAAGAUAAAGAUCAUUUUGACUAUAAGACCAGAGAUACGUUCUCAGACACCCCACAGUCACCAAGCACUAUCAGUUCAAAUGUUAUUGAUACAAGCUUACAUGGUGACAGAUCGAGAUCGGCUGAAUACAUGAGACAUUAUGUUUCACAUCCAUCUUACAAUGGCUACAACGUAGGUGGUCGAUAUGAUGCAAGUUAUAAUUAUGGUUAUAAUGACAUUCCUGCUAGUGAUUUUGUUUCCCAUAAAGAUUUCAUGUAUCCUUACAAUGUGUUUGACAUGCCAGGAUAUAGUUCUAAAAUGCAAAAUGUGCCUGGAGGUUUAGUUCCAUCUACGACUGGUGGGUACACCAUGAACAAGAAGAAGGAAAGCACAAGUUUUGAACAUGAGCAGCCACACCCAAGUAACCUUGUAAGGUAUGCGAGUGACUUAAGGUGGCUGAGUAUUAAUCCAUCUGUUCAUGUGUACCCUGCGAGCCCUGGUGUUGACUGGGUAGAAACAUUGGUUACUCUUGUCCGUCAAGAAAGUGGCUUUGGGUUCCGCAUCGUUGGAGGAACAGAAGAGGGUUCGCAGGUAGGAGCCAUGGUUUCCAUUGGACACAUUGUACCGGGUGGGGCAGCUGACUUGGAUGGCCGGUUAUGUACUGGUGAUGAGAUUGUAAGUGUGGACUCACAAUCAGUCCUUAGCACCUCACAUCAUCAUGUGGUCCAGCUCAUGGGCAAGGCUGCAGCAAAUGGCAGAGUGACUCUGGGAAUUAGAAGACGAAUUUCAAGCCAAGAUGUGACGAGCUUAGCACAGUCAGAUGUUGGCUAUCCAUAUGAUGUAACAGUUACGAGAAGAGAAAAUGAAGGAUUUGGCUUUGUUAUAAUUUCAUCUGUAAAUAAAGCUGGUUCUACAAUUGGUAGGAUAAUUGAAGGUAGCCCUGCUGAACGCUGUGGGCAGCUGCAUGUUGGUGAUCGUAUUCUUGCAGUAAAUCAUAUUGACAUUAUGAAUCUGUACCAUGGAGACAUAGUCAAUCUCAUCAAGGAUUCUGGAUACACUGUGACCCUCACAAUAGGACCUCCUGUUGAUGAUACUUCAAGUACAGCAUCAGCCCCACAGAGGGAAGAAGAAGGGCUUGCAGAAGAAGAACAAUAUCAUGCUGUGGAAUUAAGUAGAGGUACACGAGGUUUUGGUUUCAGCAUUCGUGGUGGAAGAGAGUUUCAAAACAUGCCGCUGUUUGUUCUUCAGAUAGCAGAAAACGGACCAGCUGCCUUAGAUGGAACACUAAAUAUUGGUGAUCAGAUUAUAGAAAUUAAUGGUAUAAACACUAAAACAAUGACUCAUGCAGAAGCCAUAGAAAUUAUUCGCAAUGGUGGUCCUACAGUUAGGUUAUUGGUUCGUCGAGGAGGUAAAGUUCCUCUUUCUCCUCAAAUUGGAGAUACUAUCAGCUCUUCACCAGGAAACUUAAAUUUGCAAUUAAAGUCGAUUUUGAGACCUGGAAGUUCACUAGCGCAAGCAAAUGGCCCAGUUAGACACAACUCACCAUGCGAAACAGGCUACUGGGACAGUCACAGCUGACACCAUCCUUAGCUUUCUAUUACUAAGGUCUGUUCGUCUUGUCUCACCAGGAGUACCAGAAUGCUUAUAUUAUGUUUUCAUAAGCUGUUUGUUUGCCACAUCGUUUAUUUACAGAGUGCAAAAGGUUAUUUUAUUUAAUUUGGAGAUAAUUUCUUUUAAUGCACAGGAUAUUUCAUUCUUUUUAAACCAAUACCAUUAGAUGAAGCAGAUCCCUUGACAUGGAUACUCUUAAUUUUAAAAAAGUUACAAAAUUUUGUCUAUUUGUUCAACAAGAGCACUCAAUCAAAGUUAGUGCAACUUAAAUUGUGGCAAAUAUUUCUGUCAAACUUUUGUUCAGUCUUAUUUUGUACUGUAAUUUUAACUAGGAAUCACCUGUGUGAGAAAACAGUUGUGAAGAACUUUGAACUGAAUAUUAAACUAAUAUAAAAAAGUUCACAUAUAUGUGAAGUGAAGCCACUUAUGUUUUUGUAAACUGAGUUUAUUUGAUCAUUUAAUAGAUGUUAAAUUGUUUCUGCAUGUUAAGGGAGACUUAGGUAUUAGGAGAAUCCAAAGAUUAAUUUUAUUGAAAGCAAAUAAACUGCAAAGAAUGUUUCAAAUAGGUUUUAUUUUUUCCCCCUAAAUAAUAUGUACUUUUGCUUGCAAAAGUAGCUUUGUUGUGUUUCUGAACUAACAGACAGUUUCUACUUGCACUCAUAUUUUACUUUGCGAAUUAUUCUUUCGUGAGUUUUAAGUAAGUUCAAACCAUAAUGUAUAUGUAUAUAAAAAAUUGAAAUUUACUGUGGAGAACAUAUUUAAGCUUGUAUGUUAUGUACUAAAAUUUCGUAAGUAUAGGUUUUUUUAUUAACUAGUAUCACCUUUGUACAUAAAUAUAAAUUUUGUUUUGUGUAGGUCACAUUUUGCAGUCACACAUUAGCUCAAUAUUAAGAAGUACAAUAGAAUAUUUUUUUUUAAAACUUGUAUUAAUAAUCCAGUGUAUUAUUUAUUAUAUUGUAUAUAUUUUACACAGGAAAGAAAUUUUGAUGUAAAGUAAGAAGGAGGUGAAAUUUAUGUAUGUUGUAAUAUAUUGUUUAAUUGCCCAUGGACAAUAUUAAAAUAACUGUGAAAUAUAUGUAAGUGCAAUCUUUUUAUUUUUGUAGUAUUUUAUUUCUGAAUUCAAUAAGACAGAAAAAAUAUAUAAUUCAAUUAAUACUCCAAGUUUGUGUACUUUUGAUUAAAUAUAAUCUUUAGUAUCAUGCACUUAUACAAUUCCCCAGAGAAUGAACUGUGGUAAAUAUUUAUUUCUUUAAAGAUAGAUAUUUAUGCUUUACAUGAUGAUUAAAGUUUGUUAUAAAAUGGAAGUUUACUAUGUUACAACUUGUACUGCCUGAAAAUUUUAGAAUAUUUGCUCUAUGUUUAUGCUGUAUAUGUUUUUAUUUUCUUUAACUGAGUUUUCAAUGACAUUAAGAUGUGCAUGCUAAACGUUUACGACUUAUAUGUAACCAUUUGUUAAUUUUUUUAUGUUUUUAGUGAGUGCUAUUAAGAUCUAGUAUUUUUAGUGAAUAUUUUCUUUUUGUUGGCCUUAUUUUGUGUACUAUAUAGUCAUCAUGAAAACAUUGGUGUUGUAACCAAGUUGUUUUUAAACAUGGUUUAAACUUCGGUUUUUUCUAUGCAGUGCCAGUUCUGAGGUACAGUAGAAGCCUGAUAACAUGGUUCAAUAUACCAUGGAUUUUAAUGUACAAUAUAUAGGAUUUUGUCACUUGAUAAAAAAUAUACACAAGUGGUGAUAGAA
Molecule: messenger RNA, 8791 nt
Organism: Bacillus rossius redtenbacheri
Lineage: Eukaryota; Metazoa; Arthropoda; Insecta; Phasmatodea; Bacillidae
Gene: Magi
Product: membrane-associated guanylate kinase, WW and PDZ domain-containing protein 1
Exons: 18
Coding region: 3514-7023 (1169 amino acids)
Biological process (GO): signal transduction
Cellular component (GO): cytoplasm
Molecular function (GO): protein binding
Source: RefSeq, a predicted model, not a curated record